Ochotona curzoniae (black-lipped pika) is the source of this 2235-nucleotide messenger RNA. It is a transcript of the gene ABHD17B, whose product is annotated as abhydrolase domain containing 17B, depalmitoylase. Gene Ontology annotation, biological process: protein depalmitoylation. The record is from RefSeq and is a predicted model, not a curated record. Gene Ontology annotation, molecular function: palmitoyl-(protein) hydrolase activity. The transcript is spliced from 4 exons. Bases 95 to 961 code for a protein of 288 amino acids. Gene Ontology annotation, cellular component: endosome membrane; plasma membrane. Lineage: Eukaryota; Metazoa; Chordata; Mammalia; Lagomorpha; Ochotonidae.
GCCGGCGCCCGGCCACCCCCCAGCACCACCCUCCCGGCCGCGGCCGGGCCGGCCAGGACGACGCGGCGGCCGAGCUGUCCUCCCGGGGCAGAAGAUGAAUAAUCUUUCAUUUAGUGAACUGUGUUGCCUCUUCUGCUGUCCACCUUGCCCAGGGAAAAUCGCUUCCAAGUUAGCGUUUUUACCACCUGAUCCGACUUACACACUGAUGUGCGAUGAAAGUGGGAGCCGCUGGACCUUACACCUCUCUGAGCGAGCAGACUGGCAGUACUCCUCCAGGGAAAAAGAUGCUAUUGAGUGUUUCAUGACUAGAACCAGUAAAGGCAACAGAAUCGCCUGCAUGUUUGUGCGUUGUUCACCCAGUGCCAAAUACACCUUGCUCUUCUCGCAUGGCAAUGCUGUGGACCUGGGCCAGAUGAGCAGCUUUUACAUAGGCCUGGGGUCACGGAUUAAUUGUAACAUCUUCUCCUACGAUUACUCUGGGUACGGCGCGAGCUCGGGAAAGCCGACAGAGAAGAACCUCUACGCGGACAUCGAGGCUGCUUGGCUGGCGCUCAGGACAAGGUACGGCAUUCGCCCUGAGAAUGUGAUCAUCUACGGCCAGAGCAUAGGGACCGUGCCGUCCGUGGACCUGGCCGCUCGCUAUGAGAGUGCGGCUGUCAUCCUUCACUCGCCCUUGACCUCAGGGAUGCGCGUCGCUUUUCCUGACACCAAGAAGACGUACUGUUUCGAUGCAUUCCCAAACAUUGACAAGAUCUCUCAGAUCACCUCUCCAGUGCUCAUAAUCCACGGGACGGAGGACGAGGUCAUCGACUUCUCCCACGGCCUGGCCCUGUUUGAGCGCUGCCAGAGGCCCGUGGAGCCGCUCUGGGUCGAAGGCGCAGGCCACAACGAUGUGGAACUCUACGGACAGUACCUUGAAAGGUUGAAACAGUUUGUGUCACAGGAACUGGUCAAUUUGUAAGAUGCUCUGUACAUUUGCAUACUGAUGUUUCUUUUCUUGCUGAACUGCACUGUUUGGUAAAUAACAUAAAACCUGAAGGUUUUGUUUGCAAAUCAUAUCAGCUGCCUUUAUAAAUGUACAGGUAAUGAUUUGUUAACAGACUUAAUGAAGGUUUUAAUUACCAAAACUAGAAACUGGAAUAACAAUAUCAUGCAGUCGGGCUAUAAUUUAUAUUUUUUCUGUGAAUUUUUUUUAAACAUCAAGAUAAGUACUGUAUGAAAUUUUAAUUAAUUCUAUAAAAUCAAAUGCUGUAAAAGUAUUGCCAAAUGCUUUUGCAUAUCAAAAAAUUUAUAAGUAUUUUUAAGACAUCUCAAUGUGCUAAAUCUUAUCCUGGUAUAUAUAUGUGUAAUAUUCUUUCCAGAAAAAAAAAUGUAUAUCAAGUAAUUCAAGUACUCAGAAUAGAAUAUAGAAAGAAAUGAAAACAUUCAAGUUAGAGUUGACCUAAACCCUGUUGUACAGGGGUAGUUAUAAAUGGUUAUUUUAUUGUAAAAUACGUUCGAUUUUCUGUAUUCUCUGGUUAUCAUACAUUUAUCCUUUGAGAAAAAAUGAUGUAAGUCUUAAUUUGAUCCCAUCUGUUAAUUUACCAGCUCGUUAGCUUGUAAAUGAGAAGUCAAGAUAGCACCGAACCUUCACUAGUUUUGAUUGCUAAGUUUGGUACUGUGAGGCAACUACCAUUCUCAUUUAGAUCUUGAAUGAUUUUGUAUGCAAUGUUGGUUUCAAUUUUAACUGAUGCUGUAGGGUUUUAGUGCGUCCGUGAUGUGAAAACCGGGAGGCCCAUUUGUCACUCUUCAAGCCAAAGCCUGACUGUUUGAUGCCUUUUCACUCUGGCUGUUUUUAAGAAUAGGACCUGCUGCUUUGAAUGACCAUGGAUUCACUCUUAGAUAAAAAGGAGAUAAGAAAACAUUUAAUUCAUAACUUUUAUAUUAACCAGUAUAGUAAAAAAUAAAGCUCACAUACCAAAACUAAGUUGCCUUCCCUUGAAUGAAUUCUGCCUGACUAAAACAGUGAAAGAAAAAUAAAAAUAAAAAUAACGGUAUGUAGUCUAAUUUGUAAAUGAAUGAACAUUGAACUAUUACACACUGUGGAUAUAUUUUACGGCCUUACGUAAUUAUAAUUGUUCUGCUUGUUCUGUGGUUAUGUCUAAGACUAUAGUAUAUGAUUUCUUCAAAGUAUAUCAAGUAUUGUGAAUGCUUUGGUUCAGAUGUGUCAAAUUAACAGUAAAGCAACAAAUAUAA